Adineta steineri is the source of this 381-nucleotide messenger RNA. Lineage: Eukaryota; Metazoa; Rotifera; Eurotatoria; Adinetida; Adinetidae. The record is from the annotation of a GenBank genome assembly.
AUGGAUGAUAAUACUGUUCGUUCACGUCAAAAAAAGACAACAAAUGAAAGUAAAGAUCAAAUUUUAGAUCAGGAAAAAGAAGAAAAGAUGCUUCUGAAAAAUCGCAAACAAGUUGCAGAUAAUUAUGAUUUUGGUGAUAUACAAAAACUUCCAGCUAAUAUUCGAGAUAUAAUGGAGAAAAGAUUUUUACGUUUGAUUGCUUGGGAAUUAUAUUUCGGUUAUAUUUUUUGGACAAUUUUUUUUGGUAUUGGUCCAAUGGUUAUGUUUUUUCCAAUGGUUAAAUUAGCUAUUGAUGGUUAUGAAGUCUUAAUACUUUCAUUAGCAAGUCCAAUUAUACUUACUUCUUCAUUUGUUAAUAAUAUUGCAGAAGUUUGUGUUUAA